Molecule: messenger RNA, 2244 nt
Organism: Homalodisca vitripennis (glassy-winged sharpshooter)
Lineage: Eukaryota; Metazoa; Arthropoda; Insecta; Hemiptera; Cicadellidae
Product: A disintegrin and metalloproteinase with thrombospondin motifs 12-like
Exons: 17
Coding region: 100-2244 (714 amino acids)
Biological process (GO): extracellular matrix organization; proteolysis
Cellular component (GO): extracellular matrix
Molecular function (GO): metalloendopeptidase activity
Source: RefSeq, a predicted model, not a curated record
UUGAUUACAAUGUUUAUUUAUAAAACGUAUGGUUUCAGUGUCAAAUAUUGUUUCAAAAUGUUGUUUUAAAAUCAUGUUACAGAAUUGUUGUGAUAAGUGAUGUAUGUUACUAACAAAUCUUUAUUACAAUUUCUGUGUAUUGUAGUAUUAAUCAAUUUGAGUUCUCCAGACCACAAGAACUUAAAGGCUAAGUCAACUGAAGACAAACCUAAAGUCAUUCAUGGUCGUUAUACCAGAGACAUCACCGACUUCCACAUAGUUGUCCCUCAGAAAGUUCAUCCAAAUGGCUCCUUCCAUUCUCACCACCUUCCACACUAUUUCCAUCCUUCCGUGCGAAAAAAGCGGAACCUAGAAGAUGAAAGGAUCCACUACCUGUUGCACUUUGGUGGUUUGUCUCAUGUGCUUGAGCUCGAACCCAACGCUCACAUAACCUCUCCCGGCAUGUUGGUGGAGACUAGAGCCACAGGCAGUGACAUUUCCGGAGCUACAUUUCGACGUCCCCGCAGACACUUGUGUCAUUUCCACGGCUCAGUGCGAGGCAGUCCCGGUUCCCGGGUGGCAAUAUCAUCUUGUGAUGGGUUGGUUGGUAUGAUACGGACCGCAAGCGGCACGUUCUUUGUGGAACCACUUCACGGAGAAUCCCCUGAAGAAGGGAAGGAGCACAUUCAUGUGGUCUACAAGCGGUCGCUACAGCCCACUGGACGUAGUUGCAAUGUAAGAGGAGAUGAUUGGUGGAGUAUAUGGACGACUCGGUUACGUCAAUACAUGGACUCGCAUCCUGUGCGUAAACGCUCGGAGGCAGGAGUGACCGUGCAGCGAUGGUAUGAGCUUAUGAUCGCCACUGACAAGAAGUUUCUUACAUUUCAUAAGGAUAUUGAUGUUGAAGAAUAUGUCAUCUGCAUCAUGAACAUGGUAGCAGAUUACUACCACGAUAAGAGUGUUGGUAAUUUGAUUGACAUUGUCAUCGUUCGGAUUAUAUAUUUGGAAAAACAGGAAGAGGAAAUAGAUCUGGAGACCAGCAACUCUGGAGAGUCCACAUUGGACAGUUUCUGUAUAUGGCAGGCGAAGAUGAAUCCCAAGGAUUACUUCCACCCGAACCAUCAUGACCUUGGAGUUCUCUUAACCAGGUAUGACAUCUGUUCAGCGGACGAGGACGGAUGUAACCUGCUGGGGUUGGCGCACAUGGGCACGGCUUGCUCCAAUGACCUCAACUGCUGCAUCAAUGAGGACUCUGGCCUGAUACUGGGGAUCACUGCUACGCAUGAGAUCGGCCACACGUUGAGCUGCACCCAUGACGCGCCAGAGGAGAGUGGUUGUGAACCUGUGACGGCGGCUGGUGACUCCACAAUCAUGAACCCCCGCUGUCUUCAUCAUCGGCAAACCGCUGAGAUGCAAGCCACCAUUCAUGUUCGGGAACAGAUAAAAGUCGCUAGGAGCUAUCUGGACUAUAUCGGAGAUGCUCAAACAAAGGUCCCAUUUGAACCGGGCCAAAAGUCCACUUGUUCUAUGAGUUUAGUGAGGUUCACAGAUGGAGAAAGAUGGCGGCAAAACAAUGUCAUUUGGCACUCCCCUGCUGAGGGUACAAAAUGUGGCACUGAUAAGUGGUGUUUUAAUAAGACUUGCGUAAUGAUUGGAGCACGGCCCCAGGCCGUCAAUGGGGAGUGGGGAGAGUGGGGGAAAUGGAGCCCAUGUUCCCGCACUUGUGGAGGUGGUGUGGAGGUGCGUGAACGUUUAUGUGACAAUCCCCAGCCAUCCAACAAAGGACGGUACUGCUCUGGCAAACGCUCUGAGUACAACAUGUGUAACACUCAGGAAUGUACUGACAACAGUGGCCCAACAUUUCGAGAAUUGCAAUGCACUGAGUUUGACAAAAAGCCUUUCGAAGGUGUAUUGCACACUUGGAAACCCUACAAAGCACCUGAUUCUGAUCCCAAUCCUUGUGCACUGUACUGCCUGUCUAACGAUGGGGUCUACACUAAACUGGCACCCAGAGUGAAGGAUGGAACUCGCUGCAAGCCGGGAACUCGAGAUACCUGCAUUCAGGGUGCCUGCAUGCCAGUGGGCUGUGACUGGAAGAUAGCAUCAGAAGCUGUUGAAGAUGUCUGUGGAAUCUGCGAUGGUGACGGGACUCACUGUACCGUUGUUGAGGAUGUAUUCAAGGGUGUUCCAACAACAGGUUAUGCCCCUAUAGCAACAGUGCCAAAGGGUGCCAUGAACGUGAAGCUGGCAGAAAGUACAUCCUAG